Molecule: messenger RNA, 4543 nt
Organism: Salvia splendens (bonfire salvia)
Lineage: Eukaryota; Viridiplantae; Streptophyta; Magnoliopsida; Lamiales; Lamiaceae
Exons: 5
Coding region: 514-4437 (1307 amino acids)
Source: RefSeq, a predicted model, not a curated record
AUUUUCCAAUUUCUUCCUCAUUUUAUUUUUUCUCUAUUCCUUCCCCUCAAAAUUCCAUUUUUUCAAUUUCAUUUCCAAAAAAUAAUAUUUUCACACCCGUGCCAAUGCAGUAUAAUAAAUAAAUCGAGCUGGUGCUGUAUGCGAUGCUAGAUUCUCCAAUUUUGUUCCGCCGCAAUCGAGCGAUCUGAGAGGGGUCAAAGCUUUCCGACUGCAAAAGCAUCGAUAUUCCGAAGUCGGUUUUUGAAAUUUUCCGGUUAAUUUUUUGUAGCUGGAUUGGAUUGGAGGGGGUUUGAAUUAGGGCAAAGUUCUGAAUUAGGGUUUCGGCUUUCUCAAGUGUUGGGGCAGUUUUUUGCUAUUCAUGUGAGUGAACUUCGGCAUUUCUACGUUUCAUUAUUGAUUUUUCUUUCUUCUGUUGCUGGGUCCAAUCGAUAAUUCCAUCUGGUUAGCUUUUUUUGGGCUCCCGGAGUGUGAACAGAGCAAGGAUUGGGCUUCGUUAACAAUCAAGUUGUAGAUAUGCCCAAGAGUUCGAGACACAAAUCGCACAAACAGAGCAAACGCAGCUCAAGGGAUUAUUCGGACUCCGAAGAGGAUGCAGUGAAGAUGAAAGAGAAAAGUAGUAAAGAUGAUUCUGUUCGGGCUCAUCGGGAUUCAGCAUCUGGUGAGAAGAGAAAGGUUUCAUCCCAGCUGGGGGAAUGCAAGGACAGUAAAGAUCUGAGCGGUCAUGGGAAUGGUGAUGGCUUGGAGGAUUAUGUUUCAUCCAAACGGCGGAAGGAGAAAACUGAUGUUGCUAUUGGCGGAGAUCGUUGGAAUGGGGGUGGAGAUGAGAGAGUGGAUGGGGACAAGAAUGCGGAGAAGGAUAUUCAUAAAGGUGAGAACUUGAAAGUAGAUAGUAAAGGAAAGGAAAAUAGUGGCAAAGGCGAGAGCUUGAGAGUUGAUUCGAAGAGUAAGAGUAAACGUUAUGAGAGCGGAAAUGCUGGUGAGAGGAAAGAAGACAUUUUGGCCUCUUCACUAGUAGACAGGGAGGAGAGUAAGAGCAAAGGGGAAUCAAAGCGGAAAUCUGAGAGGGAUUCUUCUUCUCGUAAAGAAGGGUUGAAGGACAAGGAUCGCAGGUCGGACGAGAAAAGUGGUGGUCAGGAGAGCAAGAGUAGUGAUGCUGAGGUGAAAAUAGUGGAAUUGGAUAUUGGGAAAAAGCAAGGGCCUCUGCCUGGUGAUUUUAUUGAGGAGAGACAGGGCACACGUGCUCGAGAAAAUACUGAACGUGUGUUACUGAAUGAGUUGCGGAGUCCUGACUUGGAGAAGGACAUCGAGAAAAGGAUACGCAGAAAAAGAGAAGGUUCUAGUGAAAGAGAGAAACAUUAUGAUGAUGCUAAAGAAGGUGGUGAGAGACGAUCAUCAUCAAAAGGUGAUCGUACCAAGGAUAUAAAAUAUAGAGAUGACAAGCACAAGGAUGGAGUGUAUACUGAUAAGUAUCAAGAUGAUGGCUACAAAGAUGACAGGCGGAGGGAUGAGAAGUACCAUGAAGAAGCUGAUAAGGAGUAUAAAUAUCAAGAUGAUAAGUAUCGAGAAGAUGGUGAGAAGGAUUCUAGACGUAGAGAUGAUAGACAUCGUGAAAGUGAUAGGGACAGUAGACGCAAGGAUGGAGAGCGGGAUAGUAGGCGGAAGGAUGAAAAGUAUCGUGAAGGCACUGAAAGAGAUGGCCGUCGGGAUGAUAAGUAUUAUGAGGAUGGUGAUAGAGACCGCCGACUCAAGGAUGAUCGCUAUCAUGAAGAUGAUGACAAGGAUAGUAGGCGUGGGGAUGAGAGGUAUAAUGAGGACGGUGAUAGAGAUGAUAGGCUCAGAGAAAAUACUUACAGCGAAGAUGUUGAUAAAGAUAUCAGGCAAAAGGAAGAAAAAUAUCAAGAAGACACUGAAAGAGACUCCCGCCAUAAGGAUAGUAAGCAAGGGGAUGGAUAUGAUAGAGAUAAGAGAACAAGAGACAUUAAAUAUAGGGAUGAACGGACAACACGAGAUCGGUCUGGUGAUAAGUUGGACCUUAAGCGUUCGAGGGACGAUAGCUCUGCUGGAGAUCAUUAUGUGAGAAAAUCAAGUGCAUAUGAUGAUAGUCCAACCCAUGAUGAUCGAGCAGCCAGGUACCGAGAUGAUCAAGGCAGGAGAAGAACUAACGAAAAAGAGGAUUAUAGCGAUAUUAAAUCUCGAGGUACAAAGGAUCAAAGAUCAGAUGCUGAAAGGAAGAGUACAAGCAGUGCAAGAAUGGAUUUGACUACUGAUAGAGUUCGGUCUGCUUCCAGAAAUGCUGAUUUGGAACUUACAUCUAGCCAUGGUAGACGGCGGAGUUCACCCCCAUCAAAUUCUCAUACACCUAGGGAUCACCACAGGACCCUGAGGCAAGAUGAUUCCAAAUAUAGAGAUUACAAUUAUGAAGAGAGAAUUCGACCUUCAACAAGAGAUCAUGCUGGUGCUGCUGGAGGGUCUGAGAAGACUUCAUCUCAAUCAGUUGAGAAGCUUGGUCAAAAGGAUGGUGGCCAAUUUGGAGAGCUUUCUUCUGAAAGGCGUCUCAAGUCUGAUAUUCGAUCUUCACCCUUGCAGCUAGCAGAUAAAUCUCCAACAUCAAGCAGUGACAGGAGACAGUUCAGCAGGCCUGAUGUCAGACGAAGUUUUGAUAUUGAAGAAUCAACACAGAGAAGUGGUGGUUCUCGAGAAUGGAAAAAGUACAAUGGUAAAGAUGUAAGGGGAACUCGAGAUGCCAUGGAAGUAUUUCCUGGAGAGGAAUUUUUACAAGGGGAUGCGGAUACUUUAUCUAUUUCUUCGCCUUUCACAAGAACUGGCCAUUUUUCCAGCAGUUCUAAGCCAAUGUUACCACCUCUCCUCUUUAGGACAGGUGUAGAUAGUCCUUUGGGGUCAGGCCCAGGUGAUGAUGAUGGUAGAGGUAAGUCCAACAUGUGUCAUAGGAGGGUUGGUGAUCCCAACAUGAGUAACAUGGGUAGAAUUCAAGGAAGUCCUUGGAGAGGUGUUCCGAGCUGGCCUUCUCCUGUGGCAAAUGGUUUCUUGCCUUUCCCACAUGGUCCGCCUCCUGUAGGUUUUCAUUCAGUUAUGCAGCCAUUUCCUGCCCCACCAAUGUUUGGAGUCAGGCCUUCGAUAGAGCUAAACCAUCCUGGUGCUUACCAUAUGUCUGAAGCUGAUAGGUUUUCUGGUCCUGGGCGUCCAAUGGGAUGGCGCAAUCAGGUGGAUGAUUCCUGCCAUCCAUUACAUGCUUGGGAUGCUAGUAAUGCCGUGUUUGGGGAUGAGUCUCACAUUUAUGGGAGAUCAGAUUGGGAUCAUUCAAGAAACUUACCUGGUACUCGAAGCUGGGAUGCCAGUGGAGAUUUUUGGAAGGGGCCCAAUAGAACUGGAAGCAUGGAGGUCCCAUCUACAGACAAAGAGAAUAACUCUGUUCGAAGUGGCGAUGAGGCUUUGGAAAGUCAAUCUACUCAUGCAGCUAUGAAUGAGCAAAACCAAGUUGAUCAGCAAGCAGAUAGCACCGAUGUUAGGCAGCAUAUAAAGAGCCCCAAAAAGAAUGAAACUGAGGGUAGUCUGGAGGAUACUGGUGAUAUUGAUAAAAUGUUGGGAAAGGAUGAUGCACGAUGGCAUGUUUACCUUUCCAAACUUGAUAUUUCUGCAGAUCUUUCUGAACCCAAUUUACUUGAUAAGUGCAAAGUCAUGAUUGGUAAUGAGCAUAGUAUAUCUUCUGAUGUAGGCGACUCUGAAAUUUUAUAUAUUGAGGAUUUGGAAGCCGAGGUGGUAUCUCACAGACUUCUGAAUUAUGUACUAUUUGGAUCUAAUGAUGAUUCUGUUUUCCAGAAAUCUAUGUCCCUCUACAAGAGGCAGAAAACAGAACAUUUUAAGGCUGAACAUGCUGAGAAAAUCAAAGUCUUGAGCGAUUUUGUUCUGGAUACCAAUCAGGAGAAAGUGAAUGUGGUAGAUGACAAAACAGAGGAGCUACCUCCAUCUGACAACAUGCAAGGUGUGGAGGAUGCUCUUCCAAACUCUGAUAUCCAGGAAGAUCCCAAAAAUGGUACGAAGAAUGAUGAAGGGCAUGCAGAAACCGACAUACCUGUUGGCGCUUUGAGUGAACAAAUGGAGGACUCUGUUUCUGCCUCAGAACCUACCAACUUAGAGGUGAAUUCAGUUCUUGAUCUGGGGCCAGAGGAGCAUGACGUGGAGAUGCCUUUGGCUGCUGAAGAUGUUGAAGGUUCGAGUGCUGCUCCACUACCAUCAUCAGAAAUGAAAGAUUUGGCUGCAGAAUCUGGUAGUAACAAUGGGGAAGUGAAUAUGGUAGAUACUACUACUAAGUGUGAUCCAUUGCUUAGUUCUGAUAUGUUCUCAGAGGCAUCUGAGGCUAUGAUGCCAGAGUCGGUCAAUGUGAGCCGGAUACAUCAUUCUCCUGAAAGUACACAUUGAGACGAUUUAUUUUUCUGAGGUUUUUGAAAUGACUUUGGUGGUAAUUUCUUAAUCUUCGUUUCAAUGUGGUUGCUGCUAGUUAAUCAAUAAAACUCUGGUUCGUCCA